Molecule: messenger RNA, 2736 nt
Organism: Prorocentrum cordatum
Lineage: Eukaryota; Dinophyceae; Prorocentrales; Prorocentraceae
Source: the annotation of a GenBank genome assembly
GAGCUCCUGGCCUCCAGCCUGUCCUGCACCGCGGACGAGGCACCAAGUCCCGUGGUAAGGUACGUCAGAUCCCGAGUCGACAUCCCAGAAGUGGGUGCGGUCAUACCUCCUGUCGAGUCGGUGCUCGACGGGAUCGGGAGGAGCUACGUGCUGGACUACGAACAAGCGAUGAUGAAGACUCCUGACGAGUGGUCCCGCGUCUUGAAUAGAGAGCCGCCCGUCACUCCCUACACGGACGAAGUUUUCAAGCGUGACCCUGUGGCGUACAACACCUUCAUCGGCGACCUGGUGAAGGAGGACGGCAGCUUCAGCACCAAGCUCUUCUGUGCCCAGGCUGAUGUGCGCAACUACUUCUACGCUCUCGGCCUGAGGGAGGAGCUGGGACUGCUCUUCUCGCUGCCGCCGGUGUCACAGGCUUCCUUGUCGCAAUGGGGGGUUGAGGCAGUGGACACUCCCGAGGGCCCCUCAGGGGGCUGGGUCUGGCCGUUCCUGCGGGUCGUGCCGAUGGGCUGGUCUUGGGCUUUCUGGCUUGGGCAGCGUGCGAAUGCGCACGUCUGCUGCUCUGCCUCGGGGCUCGGGUUCCCGCGGGUGCUGACCGAUCACGGUCCGGUGCCCCCGCUCGACGAGGGGGUCCCUUGCCUCCUACCCUAUUGCGAUAACAUCAACGUCAUCGGCACCGACCCUGUCAAAUGCAAUGUCCUGAUGCACCAGAUCUGCGACGCCUGGAGGAAGCACGGCGUGCAGAUCCACGAGGUGGUUGAGGCCACCGACGUCUUCACCAGCCUCGGCCGCCUGAUCGACGGCGCGUCUGGGCGAGUUUUCUCACGGCCCGAGCGCCCCGAGCGCCUCCGCCAGGCCUCACUGUGGCUAGAGCAGCGCCCUAGAGUCACGGGGAGGGAGGUGGAGAGGUAUGUGGGUCAUCUCAUUGAUCAUUUGAUGCUGAAGAGGGAGCUGCUCUCGAUCCUCAGGAGCUUGUAUGAUUUCGUCAGAGAUUGCUAUCACGUGCGAGCCCGUCUCUGGCCCUCAGCUGCCCGCGAAGUCGAGCAGUGCCGUCGCUUGCUGCCGCUGAUGUCUGCUAACCUUCGGCUUCAGUGGUCGCCGACGGUCUUCGCCUACGACGCUUGCCUGACGGGUAUGGCGACGUGCCAGACAACGCUGUCAUCGGAUCUUGUCAAGCGCAUCGGGUCAGUCAGUGAGAGAUGGAGAUAUCGCAUGCCUUCGGCUAUCUCGGCACGCCGGUCAGCUCUGGGAGUCCGUUCUGGAUGCUACGAGGCCUCGGAGGGGCCGUUCGACGUCUUCAGCGACAUCGAGACCGUCAAGGCCCCCGGGAGCACCAGCAUGGACCUUGUCAAGGACCCUUGGGAGCUCAACCCGCAGUUCACAGAGGUGCCCGUCCAGGCUCUGCAGGGCCUCCAGUGGAAGCAGGUGGUCUCGGCCAGGGUUCACGUCAAGGUAUCUCGCCUGCCCCGCGCGGUGGCCGUCAAGCGCCCGGCUGCCAGCCCCAAGAUUGUGCAGAAGAGCAUCUUGAAGGGCAGGCCGUUCGUUGGGGCGACGAAGGAGGAGAGGAUCGCUCACCGUUUGCGGGCCUCUGGGCCGUUCGCGAUGGUGGGGGAGGACGAGAGGAGCUUCCUGGAGUGGAACGCGGUGGCGCCCGAGACCCAGGCAUACUACAAGGACGCCCUCGACGACUUCCAGACGUUCGUGGACCUCUUCGAGCGGCCGCUGCACACCGCUGAUCAGGUCGACCUGGCGCUGAUGAACUACGCCGAUUACGCCUGGAGCAUCGGGCUCGAGAGAGCCGCCGUCCUGAAAACAUAUGCCGCGUACAUCUCGGCCGUCGGCCUGCGCGAGCAGGACCUCUUCCUCCCCUCGGGCUCGUGCACGGACUACGGCUUCAACCUGCACCCCAGCGCGAGGGGCGAGUACAGCAAGACCAGCAUGUCGGACGAGAGCUUGCUCCUCGAUUCGGUCGAGGUGCCCUGGCUGGGCCCGCUGCUGGCGCGCGCGAGGUCGGGAGACCCGCAGGCGCCGCUGUUCCGUCUCACCGCCGCGCAGCUCGGCGUCCUGCGGCGCCAGUCGCUGGAGCGGGCCGAGGUGCCCACCAGGUGCGUGCCCUACCAGCUCCGCCACGGGGGCCCGUCGCACGAUCGCCUCAAGAGGUAUCGAUCCAUGGGCGAGAUCAAGAGGGCCGAGGCGGCGCCCGCGAAGCUGCACGCCGAGCUCGAGAGGCUCCUGGCGCGGCCCCAGAGGCCUUUCGUCGAGCUCAUGUGCGGCUCCGCCGCCUUUGCCAAGGCCGUCCACGCCGCCGGCUGGGCUUCGGAAGGCUGGGACUACGCUGAUGACCCGCGAGCCGACCUUCUUGAUGAAUCCCUCAUCGACAGUCUGGUAUUGAGGAUCUCACGGAAGGAGGUCGCGGGGGUGCAUGUUGGCCUGGACUGCAAAACGUGGAGCCGGGCAAGGAAGAAUGAUGGACGGGGUCCGCCGCCACUCAGGGACGACGCGAACGUGCACGGCCUCCCUCGGCUGGCGGCGGCGGACGCAGAGAAGGUUAGGAUCGCCAAUCGUCUGCUCGCUAAUGUUCUGCGCCUGCUGGCUGCUGCCGUCGAGGCGGGAGUCCCUUUCUCUCUCGAGAACCCUCGCUCGUCUCGCCUCUGGCUGGUCCCGGAGCUUCUGGACAGGGCCCGCGAAGCUCACGCCGAGUGGGCUUCUGUUGACUACUGCCAGUAUCAGCUAUAA